Molecule: messenger RNA, 1671 nt
Organism: Desarmillaria tabescens
Lineage: Eukaryota; Fungi; Basidiomycota; Agaricomycetes; Agaricales; Physalacriaceae
Product: spinocerebellar ataxia type 10 protein domain-containing protein
Exons: 10
Coding region: 1-1671 (556 amino acids)
Cellular component (GO): cytosol
Source: RefSeq, a predicted model, not a curated record
AUGUCGGACGAGGCUGCCCAGGACGCAGAGGCGCUAGUUUCCAGGUUCACAGAUGCUUGUUCUGCUUUUGACAUCAAUGCAUCCGAAGCUGUAGAUUCUCUUUCUGCCGUUCUGGACAACAUUGCCUCCGAGUUGGCCAAGAAUCGCGAUCUUAGAUAUCAUGUUGGCACCGGCAAGCCCGCGUUCUGGUCCUGUCUCCGUAAACUAUGGCGGGACCUCGUUCGCACUCAGUUGACUUUUUGGGAUGGCGACGAUGACGACCAGGCCUCCACCGAAACUCUGAAACAUCAAAAUUUGAGAAAAUUUUGUCAAAGUCUAGCUCGGUUGACAAGGAACCUCGUCGCUGAGGUCACUGAAAACCAGACACAUGCUUUUGAAAAUGAACCCGACAUCAGACGGCUACUUCAUUAUUAUACAUCUUGGACUGCGAUGGAGGAUCAAGAUGACCUUGUGGUGGCCCGUAUUCUCUCUCAGACCAUGUCGAAUCUUAUCACCGCCAACGAGCCCCUCAUGCAAUCCCUCUGGGAUACGUAUAUGAAUCUUCCUGAAGAUCAAGUUGUGCUAAUUCGGCUCCUGCAAUCGUCAGACGGAAAGUCUCUUGUCCCUGCGAUGAUGUUCAUCCAAAACUGCAUACAAGGCAGCAGAACACGAGCACGACUAUUGGUACAUGCGACAGUCGGAUCGAGGAUAUGUGUUUGCUUGCUUGACAAGAUGGCAAAAAUCUACGAAGCCGAGGAGGGCAGUGAGGAAGCCCGUGCUUUCGACCUUGGGUAUGCUAUAUUCAGUCGAUUAAUGGAAGUCGGUCUUGUGCCAGAGCUGUACCUCAAGUUGUCAAUAAAAGACGAAAUAGUGACACCGCACCAGACGGUUCUGCUCAAACUGAUUGAUUCUUAUCUCCAGUCGACUCCCUUGAAACCAAAAGACCCGACCACGACGAAGAUUCUAGUCAAGCUGAGCCAAAUGCUGGGUACAUGUUUCUUUUCUAUGUCGUCGUAUUCACAGCGGGCGAUUCGUCGAUCUCUGGGAUCUCCUUCUUCCGAACACUUCUCUCCGGUCGUUAAUCUACCGUCCGACAUGAUACUUCCGCCUACGGAACUAGACAUUAUGCUUCCGAAGGUUUGCGAGGGGCUUGUUCUGGUCUCCCAGUGUAUUGUAACAGUGACGCUGGAUGCCGAGAAAGAGACAUCCGGCAUCCCAUCCUCCUCUCCCCACAAUAUCAGAGCCCUCUUUAACGAGCUACGGUCCGAGAACCACAGCCUGGCGGAAAGUCUAAUAGAGCUCCUCCGUUUACUGGAUAGGUUCCUACCACGAAUAAAUUUCGGGAAACCCGUCCAAACUCAAACUGGCCAAGCGCCCACACCGCUUUCAAAUGCGUCCGACACAGGGUUUUUCUAUCUGAAGAGGGACCUCGUUAGACUUUUGGGAAUUUUGUGCCAUGAACAGAAAGCUGUUCAGGAUCGCGUACGUCAGUGUGGCGGCAUUGAAGUUGUGAUGAACCUGUGCGUUAUUGAUGAGAGGAACCCUUAUUUGCGAGAGCACGCUAUCUUUACGUUGCAUAAUCUAUUAAAAGGCAACCCGGAGAACCAGGCAAUCGUUCAAGAAAUUCAACCGACAGGGCAAUGGGACGAAAAUGGUGUUUUGAAGGACAAUGUUGGUGCGGUACGGAAGUAG